Acanthosepion pharaonis is the source of this 1353-nucleotide messenger RNA. The record is from the annotation of a GenBank genome assembly. NCBI's taxonomy places the organism in Eukaryota, Metazoa, Mollusca, Cephalopoda, Sepiida, Sepiidae.
AUGUCUUUGCAGAUCCACCAAUCGUUCUUCCUGUUAAGAAUCUCAGCAUCACAGGGGAUCCGUGCUUGUGCUCGUUCAGCAAACCACCGCCUUGACCUUCCUCGACUCCUUGGAGGCAUUCGUGAUGAGCAUGCGGUGAGACUUGCGGUAGGAGGAGUAACUAAUAACUUUCUUGAUCGUUCCAUCAUUGUCGAUUGUCUCUUUGACGGCGUCGAUGAACUCGUUGGGCCAAUGAAUGAUGUGGGCCUUUCGUUUAGCAGUAUAAUUCUCCUUGUUCUCAUAGGCCUUCCGUUUCCACCAAAUGACCACGGUCCUCUUGAUCCCAAACAAGGCAAUCACUUCCGCAGGCUUCUUCCCGGCGCGAAAAGAAGCUACUAUAGCUGCUCUUCACUCAUAUUUAAUCCUGGGAAAGGUGUUCAUUUCUUGUUCCUUAUUUCCUUUCAGUUUAAGUAUCUUUUUAUUUCUUUUACAGCCUGUCUCAUUCUUUUAUGCAUCUUUCUCUCUUUCUCUCUUUCUUUCCUUCUUUCUUUCUUUCUUUUUUCUUUCUUUCUUUCCCUCUUUCUUUCUUUCUUUCCCUCUUUCUUUCUUUCUUUCUUUCUUUCUUUCACACUUUCUUUCUUUCUUUCUUUCUUUCUUUCUUUCUUUCUUUCUUUCCUUCCCUCUUUCUUUCUCUCCCUCUUUCUUUCUUUCCCUCUUUCUUUCUUUCUUUCUUUCUUUCUUUUUUCUUUCUUUCUUUCUUUCCCUCUUUCUUUCCUUCUUUCUUUCUUUCUUUCUUUCUUUCCCUCUUUCUUUCUUUCUUUCUUUCUUUCCCUCUUUCUUUCUUUCCCUCUUUCUUUCUUUUCUUUCUUUCUUUCUUUCUUUCUUUUCUUUCUUUUCUUUCUUUCUUUCUUUCUUUCUUUCUUUCUUUCUUUCUUUCUUUUUCUUUCUUUCUUUCCCUCUUUCUUUCUUUCUUUCCCUCUUUCUUUCUUUCCCUCUUUCUUUCUUUCUUUCUUUCUUUCUUUCUUUCUUUCUUUCUUAAAAUUGAAUGUUUUCUCUUUUACAUGUGUUCGUUUCUUCUUCUUUCUUUCCUUCUAUUUUUCUUACAUUUUAGUCGAUUAUCCUUCUUUUCUGCCUUUGCAUUAUUCUUUUCCUUUCUUCCUUUCAUUUUCCUUCUUUUCGGUUUUUUGUCUUCUGUCACCAGUCCAAUUCUCUCUUUUUUCAUGUAUUUCUCUUUUCAUUUUCUUUCUUUCUUUCUUUCUUUCUAAAUAUUAUCAAAAAAGAACUCUAUCUAUCUAUCUAUCUAUCUAUCUAUCUAUCUAUCUAUCUAUCUAUCUAUCUAUGUACCAAUCAUCUAUCUAUCUAUCUAUGUCAUGA